Molecule: messenger RNA, 1083 nt
Organism: Pelmatolapia mariae (spotted tilapia)
Lineage: Eukaryota; Metazoa; Chordata; Actinopteri; Cichliformes; Cichlidae
Gene: c1qtnf13
Product: C1q and TNF related 13
Exons: 2
Coding region: 1-1083 (360 amino acids)
Molecular function (GO): protein binding
Source: RefSeq, a predicted model, not a curated record
AUGCGGUUUCUGCCCCAUCGUAGCUCCACAGAUCAGUGGAGCACACACUGCUACGUGCUAUGUUUGUUCCUCCUCAUCAACUGCUUUGGACCAGCUUCUCCCCUUUAUGCUCCUCCCGCGCCAACAGGUCUCCUCUCUGCUUUCUCUGCCACGCAAACCAGUAGCGUGGUGGGAGGCAAGCAGAAGGCAGUGACCUUCAACAGGCUCGUGGUCAACAUUGGAGGGGAUUUCAAUCCAGACACUGGCCAUUUCCGCUGUCGCAUCCCGGGGGCUUACUAUUUCUCCUUCUCUGUGGGGAAAUUUCCCAAAAAAAUGCUUUCUGUCAUUCUGGUGAAGAACGGAGAGGAGGUGCAGGCUAUAGCUUAUGACGACUUCCGCAAGAAAGGGAGAAAAGUUCAGAGCCAAAGUCUCAUGAUCGGUUUGAAGAAAAUGGACAUAGUGUGGUUGCGUUUGCAGCCUAGCCCCCAGUAUGCUUUGUACAGCAACGCUGGGCCUUACAUCACCUUCUCAGGUUACCUGGUCUAUCCUGAUGCCAUGGCAACCAGCUACAUCAGCAACCACUUGUCUACACCUGCUCUACCCUACCCAAACUGUCCACCUCAGGUCAGAGGCCAGAGAGAGCAGCCACGGUCUGCCUUCUCAGUAGCACGGACAUCAACCCUCAUGGGUUACAGCAGCUGGACACAAGAAAAGCCACCAAUCACCUUUGAUGUAGAAUAUGUCAACAUAGGGGGCCAUUUCAACAAAACCUCUGGCCGCUUCACCUGCCACUUCCCAGGGGUGUACUUCUUCGCCUUCACUGUGGGGAAACACCCUCGUAGGGCUGUUUCAGUGAAGCUGAUGACCGGGAAGGGCGAGGUGCAGGCAAUGGUGUUUGAUGAUGACACAUCAAAGAGAAGGGAAAUGCAGAGUCAGAGUUUGUUGCUGUCUCUCAGCAGGGGCGACAGUGUGUGGCUGUACAGUCAACAGGAUGAGCGCUUUGCUGUUUACAGCAACCAGGGCAGGUACACCACGUUCUCAGGCUUCCUGGUUUAUCCAGAUACAGAAACACCUGCCACCAGCCGGGACAGAGGACACCUAUAA